AUGACCGUCACUGUUCUAGCCACUUCUACGACUCAGACGAAGCGUCGCGAACCUCUGAGGGUACUUGAUAUGGCAACGUCCCAGGCGCGGACGCGCAAUGCGCCGUCUGCCGCGCCUGGUGGGGCCGGGAAAGGUGGGGGGAGAAGAACGCGGUCGAGCUUGGAUAAGCAGGAGAAGGAGAAACUGGGGGAGAGUCUUAAUGGGGAGAAGAAGAGGAAGGCUGGGAUUUAUGAUGAAGAUAUAGAGGGGUUUCAAUUCUCGCGCAUUACAACCAAGAAGCAGAAGUCCACGAAGGAGCCUGAGUUGCCGGUUCCCGAAGAGCCAGCGCCGCAGCCGUCACCGAAGAGAGGGCGACCGCCGAAGAAACGGGUGGAGGAGAAAUCGACCAGUGUAGCGGAGCCGAAGAAAUCCUCAACAGAAGGGACAGGGACGGGUAAACGGCAGACCCGAGGAACUGCAAAGACUGCGCCAGAACCAGAAGCUCAACCUGAACGGAGUACACGGUCGACCCGAAAACGAGAGGAGGUGGAGCAAGUGCAAGUGGAAAAGGUUCCGGUGGAAAAGAAGCGCAAAAAAGGCCGGCCCAGCAAAUCUCAUGAGGAGAAGCGCAAUGGAUUUGUGUCUCCGGAGCCGCCGCAGGCGGGGACAUCUACCAUUACGCUUCCUGUGGCGGAUACACCUGUUAUACAGCGGAAUAGGGAGAUGAGGGGGAAGAAGUCGUCAAAGGGGAGCAGACGUAGCAGUCUCAGCAUGCGCGGACGAAGGGCUAGCUCUUUGAUUGACUCCGGGGCGUCGAAUGCUUUACCUCACAAGCAGGUACAUACGUCAGACUUCUACAAGCAUAUCGCCGCGGACGGGUUACCGGAGCCACGGAGAAUGAGGCAGCUUUUAAUUUGGUGCGCUACACGAGCCAUGGGGGAUAAGCCAUCGGGGUCUCGCUCAGAGGACGAGAGCGCUCGAUUAGCUGCGCGCAUAAUCCAAGAAGAAUUACUCAAGGAAUUCUCGAGCAACUCGGAGCUAUCAAACUGGUUUGGACGAGAAGAUACGACACCGCCGACAGUAGUCGUGAAGAAGGUCAAUCCAAAGAACGUGCAAAACCAAGAUAAGAUCAAAGAAUUGGAAGAGCAAAUACAAAAACUGCAAAAAGAGAGACACGCCCUCAACGCAUUACUGCGACCUUCGUCAAUUCCUAGGUUGAGGCCUGCAUCAAAACAACUGCCGAACGGACAAUUAGCGGAUCAGCCACAAGCAGGAGCAGAAGCAAAAUCCUCGCCGCAGCCAGACGACCACAUUAACCUAUCAGUAUUAGCUCCCUCACAACAGCAGAUCCUCGCCUCAAUAGACCCCGAGGCGGCAAAGCAAUAUCAAAGCACUCAAUCAACCAACCAACCCUCCGAAACCACCACGAACUUACCCCCAAUAACACCAUCCAGCAUAUCCACCCGUCUCUCCCGAAUAACCAGCCGUCUAGCCCCAACCCUCGACUCGCUCGCCGCAGGCGUCCAUGACAUUGAGCUCUACCGCUCCAUGUCCGACGCCGUCUCGUCGCGCGUGCUCCGCAUUUGCGCCGAGCGCCUCGAAGAACGGGAUGCGCGGAACGCCCUCCGUCGACUCGCCAUUACCAGCGAUGAAGGAAACGGGGAUACGAAUGCACAAGCUGGACAAAAGGACGUCCCACUCCGACCACGGCCAAAGGAAGACCUUGGCCCGAUCUUGGGUGCAUUGAGUCGCGUUGAGAGGCGGUUGUAG
Molecule: messenger RNA, 1749 nt
Organism: Aspergillus calidoustus
Lineage: Eukaryota; Fungi; Ascomycota; Eurotiomycetes; Eurotiales; Aspergillaceae
Source: the annotation of a GenBank genome assembly